Molecule: messenger RNA, 1125 nt
Organism: Adineta ricciae
Lineage: Eukaryota; Metazoa; Rotifera; Eurotatoria; Adinetida; Adinetidae
Source: the annotation of a GenBank genome assembly
AUGGCAAAUGAUAAUGAACCCAGUACAUACGAAGAAGCAUUGGAACGUUAUAUCGAAUAUCGCACACGUUUUGAACGCUUAGAAAAUGAAUUCGAUGAAUACCAACAAUCGUCAUUGAACUACGAGCAAGAAUUAGAAGUCCAAUUGAAGCAAUUAGAUAGUCAAACGCAUCGUUUACAGCAAGAAUUAUUCGUCGAACGUACGCAAAAUGAACAAUAUCGAGAACGAAAUGAACAAACAAUCAAACAGUUCGAUAAACGCUUCGAUCAAUUACAAGAAGAAUUGAAUGCUUGUAAAAAUCUCAAUGAAAAACUAACAACUUAUAUCAGGGAAUUAGAACAAACUAAUGACGAUCUAGAACGAAGUAAACGAACAUUACUAGAUAGUUUGUCAACAUUUGAAACGCAACUUAAUCGUGCAUUAGAACAAAAUGCUUUGCUCGAAAACGAACUUGACGAAAAACAACAACUGACAGAAACGGUGCAAAGACUACGUGAUGAAACACGAGAUUUGCGUGAAGAACUUGAUGUUCUACACAAAACCAAUACAGAAAGAACUCUCAAUUCAACGAAUGCAGCUUUGAAAGGCACACCAGUUGUAAAUAGUAGUCGAAUGAAAAGUAUCUUAUCCGAAGCGGCAGCUUCCGGUGCAACACCAAUACAUAAUUCAGUGCAAAGACAAGGUUUAACCAACGGUCACUACAAAGUCCCAUCGUCUUUACAUGGUCAUAUGAAUGGUAUCUCGACUCCUUCAACACCGAAACCUCCUUCUCUGUCAUCUGCAACUGAUUUUACUCGUAUCGUUAUUCCUGGUUCUCCAUCUUCCACCACUGAACAGCAACUACCAACAAACAUCAACAGUCCAACUAGUUAUUCGGCCACGCUGCCAAAUGAUUUUACUCAACCAUUAUCUGUGCCAACACGAUUACAAUCAUUAAAUUUAAUUAACGAAGCAUUUCGACGUUUUAGUGCUAUUGAAGCAACAUUGGCUGCUCAACGUAAACAGUCUCAAAUGACAACAUCGUCGAUGAACUCUCACCGCUUAAGAUUGAAUUCCACUACAAACAACUCAACGACGAAACAAGCGCAACCUAAUGAAUCAACUGUGGCUCAAGCCCAAUCUUAA